ACAUGCGCAUGCGGAACAUUAACAUUACCUCGGCAAUAUUCAGUUACUUGUACGGCGUUCUAUGUAUCACUGGUACAUUAGUGGUCAUUUUGGACAAUGCCAAAGUUGACAUACUCUUCUGUACUUAAAGUGUUCGCUGUCACCCUGGGUUUGCUGGAGACAGGUUUGUACACUGUCAGCGUCACGGGUUGGCCCUCACUUGUCUAUAUCUUCAGGGACGCAGGUUUCCACAUCGACCUCUGCGGAGCUAACUUGACAACGGACGCCAACUGGUCAGUCUCUGGGGAUAGUGGGCAUCAGGGUAGCCCUGGCUGUCCGGAACAGGAGCAGGGUCUAAACCUGGUCUACACUGUGGCUAUAUCGUUACAGGUCGUGUUGCCAGCUCUAGGUUAUUUUUACGACCACUAUGGUGUGAUCCGCACCCGAGUAUUGUCCAUACUUUUCAAUCUUAGUGGAUGCUUCCUCAUUGCCUUUUCUGAACCAGGACUGGAAUGGCUCCUGUAUCCGGGUGCAACCCUCCAUUUCUUGGGGGGUGGGAUGCUAAUGACUACAGACAUGCAGCUAACGUCUUUAUUCCCUGCUAAGAAAUCCUUUAUUGCCACUCUUGUCUCUGGUGCAGCCGACAUGAGCAACUUCAGCUUUGUGUUGGUCAAGUUGGCGUAUGAUGCCGGGAUACCGUACCGUCUGUCUUUGAUUGCCAUGGGGUGUGGAACACUUGUUAUUGCCACCGCCACCACCAUUGUGCUGCCACCUCGUGAGUCAAUGUUAGACAAUGACAAGGACAGACAUCCAGAUGUCAGUGACAUCAAAUGCUCUGACAGCUGCCUGGUGUCCUGCAGUGAGACGAUCUACGUCAUUUCUCCAGUGGACUCCGAGGUAUCUGCCGAAUCUUCAAGUGGCACAAAAAACAAAGAAGAUGCUGGUUUUUGGGAUAACCCUGCUGUGGAAGUUGAUCCAGAAAUCACAGACGACCCAGGUGCAAUUUUGACAAGUUUCACACGUGGUGACACAUCAGACUUUUCAAACUGUGACAAGAAGAAAAACGCCGAGAUAAGUGGAGAGACAGCCCUUAAAAACGGAAGAGUAGAUAUUGCCACUAUAACCGGCCAAGAGAAGCCCUCCACAGAAAGGGUCGGCUUAUCUGUUUCCAAGGCUGGACAGGAUUCUGCAACCAAAAAUGAAAAACGCUUGCCAUUCAGUGUCGUGUUGAAGGGCGCAAUGUUUUGGAUGACACAAUUUUGGUUUUGCGGAAAUUCCUUCUUGAUUGUUUCAUACUUCGGCAGCUUUAAUGCCAUGAUAGAGUACAGAUCAUACGGGGAUGUUAAUGCAAUCAGCCAUUACACCAAUGUCUUUGGUUAUCUACAGCUUGGUAUCAGCAUGCCUCUGGCCAUAUUUGCCGGCCAUUUGGUCAACAGACUACACAGUGGGGAGGACAGAAUACACGCUGAACCAAAGACGUUCAUUGGUCCAUUCCUAGUCACGUGUAUGUCGGGACUGCUGCUGUGGGUGACAUGCGCAGUGCCGGUAUUGGAGGUACACUACGUGGCCAUGCUUCUUCACUGCGUACUGCGGACAUUCACGUACGGGGUGCAUCUCGCGUUCCUUGUGUAUGCUUUGCCACACGAACAUUUUGGGAAAGUAUUUAGCAUUCAGCGGGCCAUAAUGACGGCGGUCACUGCUGUACAGUACAUCAUGUUCUCCUGGCUGAAGAAUGGGCUCAAUAGUGACCCACUUUAUUUCAGUCUAACUUUAUGUGGUACAGCCUGUGCGACGCUCUGUCUUCCGUUCUAUCUCAUUAGACGCCCGGCCGUGUCGCAGACAUGAAAUGACAUAGUUGAUGCUGAGACUACUUAAUAACAGAUUGUGUUAGUUGUCUCAGAAUAUAAGUUACAUACCUGAUGCUGAGACUACUUAAUAACAGAUUGUGUUAGUUGUCUCAGAAUAUAAGUUAUAUACCUGAUGUUGAGACUACUUAAUAACAGAGUGUGUUAGUUGUCUCAGAAUAGAAGUUACAUACCUGAUGUUGAGACUACUUAAUAACAGAUUGUGUUAGUUGUCUCAGAAUAUAAGUUACAUACCUGAUGUUGAGACUACUUAAUAACAGAUUGUGUUAG
Lingula anatina is the source of this 2114-nucleotide messenger RNA. Its product is annotated as equilibrative nucleobase transporter 1. Lineage: Eukaryota; Metazoa; Brachiopoda; Lingulata; Lingulida; Lingulidae. The record is from RefSeq and is a predicted model, not a curated record.